ACCAAACGAUACCUAAGCGAAGAGAAGACUUUUAUUGAGGUAGCAAAACAAAGCGACUCCUAAACAAGCACGUAGCGGACAAGGGAAUGAAAAUACCGGGGAAUUCAGGGUUUCUGGUCCGAGAGUUGCUUGGCUAUGGCCGCAGCAAGCACUGUGCAGGUCUUGUUCAUCAUCAUCUUAUGCUACUCUCCUCUAAUUCGAUCCAAAGGCAAGCGUUCAAAACACUAACCCUUAACCUAACGUCAAUUCCAACCACACCAUCUUCUUCACCGCACACAUUUCUUUCCACUUCCAUUCACUCCCUAAGCCUUGAGAUUUUUCGGCAACAGCGACGUCUCUUCUCGUCCUCCUCAUCCUCAGGCCCCUCAAACGUUAUCCUCCUCGAUAUGUACGAUGAUUUUUAUUUUCAACUUAAUACUGUCGAUGAGGGAUCUUUGUCAGCAGUUUUCUACUUCACUACAAAUGACAAGUCCGAGGCCAACAAUUUUGUAAUUCCAAUCCUCAUAGGGCUGGGUGAGCAAUUCCCACAUGUUAGAAUAUAUAAGAUGUUUACAGAGGAAGGGCAAAGCACAUUGGGCCCAUUUGAUGUCAGCGCUGUGCCAAUCUUCUUUUUCCUUCGAAAAGGAGUGAAGGUAGCUGAGAUUGUCGGAGUUGAUAUUGCACGGCUGAAAGAGACAUUUGGAAAGCUCUACAGUCAGGAGGAAUCUCAAGAUGGUGGGGCUGCUCGAGAUAUGAAAUGUUCAUCUGGAAGAAGCAAAAGGGCAGCAACUCGAGCUAGGAAAGAUGAUAAAGAUUCUUCAAGGAUUGCUCUCAUCAAAUCAAAUGCUCAAUUUCAUAAGUUACUUCGCAAAGUUAAAGUUGAAUCUCUGCCAGCAGUAUUUUUCUUCAGUACAGCCUACGAUGAUUCUUGUGCAAGGAUAGCUCCAAGCGUUCGAGAGUUGAGCGAACGAUUCCCACAUGUAACGGUUAAUAAGAUUGGGCUGAAGGAAGUUGAUAGCCCAGUACGCAAGUUCAAUGUCCGCUAUUUGCCAACGUUUAUUUUCUUCCAAAAUGGGAAGAAGGUAUGUGAAAUUAUUGGUGCUGAAGUCGCACAGCUGAAAGACAGAUUUACAAAAUACUAUAGUCAUGAUAGCGGUGAUUUGGAUGAUAAAGAUAAGAAAGGCAAGGAAUUGUUGCGGGCGGGGUAAAUGUGGGGGGAGGUGCUGCAAACUAGGUGACGGAGUCAUGGCGUUGUUGAGGUGGUUGAGAGCAGGAGUACGGCAAGUGGCAACAUCUAUUUCCUGGAGUGAUGCUAGGCACUUGAGUCUUCACCUCGGUAGACCCUGUUCUAACUUACAUGACUUGAUUCUAAAAUUUGUGCGAAAUGCGUAGGACGCAUUUACAUUAUGAGCCUUAAAUAUUAUGUUAUUUUACAUUAUGAAAGUGUACGAGGAGUAUUUAUCAAAUGUAGCUAAAUAUUAGCCCCUAAUUUCAAAAAUAGAAGUGAUGUCAACUUAAUCACCGGCUAUUUUUUUUUCGAGGAAUGACUAUUUAAUCUUGUUUGUUGUUUUUUAUUUCCCUCCAUCUGAUGGCUAAAAA
Messenger RNA from Pyrus x bretschneideri (Chinese white pear), 1578 nucleotides. RefSeq lists its product as uncharacterized. The coding region runs from base 87 to 1187 and encodes 366 amino acids. NCBI's taxonomy places the organism in Eukaryota, Viridiplantae, Streptophyta, Magnoliopsida, Rosales, Rosaceae. The transcript is spliced from 13 exons. The record is from RefSeq and is a predicted model, not a curated record.